This is a messenger RNA of Cantharellus anzutake, 1056 nucleotides long. RefSeq names its product kinase-like domain-containing protein. NCBI's taxonomy places the organism in Eukaryota, Fungi, Basidiomycota, Agaricomycetes, Cantharellales, Hydnaceae. Gene Ontology annotation, molecular function: ATP binding; protein kinase activity. The record is from RefSeq and is a predicted model, not a curated record. Gene Ontology annotation, biological process: protein phosphorylation. Bases 1 to 849 code for a protein of 282 amino acids. The transcript has 7 exons.
AUGGAGCCCGCCGACAAAUCCUGGCAACAAGAGCUUGAGGAGAGGAUGCUGCAAAUUGACCCUCGGAACCUCAACGGGGUAAUCGACACAGACCCCCAGCGUGCCAGAGAGCAAGGAUGUUUUGGGACAAUAUACAAGGGAAUCUACAACAACCGCAAGGUUUGCGUAAAGGUUGUCGGGGGUUUCAGCCGGUCCUUUGAGCACUUGAUUCGUGAGAUGAGGGUGUGGUGCCAGUUGACGCACCCACACAUAGUUCAGCUUUAUGGCUGGAUAUCAUAUAUCAAGGAAGAUUUCCGACCGAGCUUGGUGUCAAAUUGGUGUGACGGAGGGAAUGUGAGGGGUUUUUUAGAGCGGCAUCCUAAUGCCGAUCGUCGGGCCUUGAUUUACGGAAUUGCUCAUGGCGUAGAGUAUCUUCAUUCAGAGGAUGUAGUGCAUGGCGAUAUUACACCCGCGAAUGUCGUCAUGAAUGGGAAUAUACCGCAGUUGUGCGAUUUUGGGACAUCGUUCCUUAUAUGGGACACGACAACACGUCCCGGUCCGACGGUCGUGGGAUACGGGAUGGUCUUGAGAUACACAGCGCCGGAGGUGACGGUUGGUGAGUCUGGUUCAACCAAGGAAAGUGAUGUGUGGGGAUUCGGAUGUACAGCCAUGGAGAUACUUCGCAACGAGCAACCAUACUCCACCACAACCAUACUUGUUGAUAUGCACAACCCUGCGGCUCUUGCACAGUCCAAGCCACCAUUUACCCCUCCUUCAACACAGACUGAGAAAACUCUCGCCCCCUGCCUUGAAUUUAACCCUAAGAAUCGAAUCGAUAUGGGGACCGUUAUCGUAUCGCUCAAUGGUUGAUUGGAACUGCACGCUAGGGGGAUCUCUCGAAGGAAGGGAUCAAAACUCAGGCACCAAACCAGACAAAGAGGAGUGGGCUUGCAGGCGCACGCGCAGCUCUGCACCGCCCUCUGCUACGAUCAUGGCAUGCAUUGUUCUCGUUGCAUGUAUAUAUGUAUGGUUUGAGACGGAAAUUUUCUGCACCCCUUUCCAACAUGACAUGACAAC